Rana temporaria (common frog) is the source of this 677-nucleotide messenger RNA. RefSeq names its product apolipoprotein A-I-like. NCBI's taxonomy places the organism in Eukaryota, Metazoa, Chordata, Amphibia, Anura, Ranidae. The transcript has 3 exons. The record is from RefSeq and is a predicted model, not a curated record. The coding region runs from base 30 to 584 and encodes 184 amino acids.
UUACAGGUUGAGGUAAACUGUUUGCAAAUAUGAAAAGCUUGACCCUAACCAUCGCUCUCUUGUUCCUUACAGCUUUAGGAACCCAAGUUUGUUACCCUUGGCAGAAUGAGCAACCCCAGGGCUACCUACACAAGAUAAAGGACAUUGGCAGGAUGGCUGUGGCACAGGCAGAAUCUUCUGAAUCUUCUGAAAUUGCAAAACUUUUGAAAAUCACUGAAAGGUUUGAUGCCCUGGAUAGAGCACUGGCUUUGGGGAAACAGCUGCACCCCUAUGAGGAUAGAGUAAAGAAAAACAUGUCAGCAAAGCUGAAGAAGGAUAUCCCCCGCCUCAGAGAAAAGAUCCGUCCUACUCCCUACGUUGAAACCUUUCAGAAAAACUGGGCUGCUGAAGUACCGUCUUUCAAGGAUAAUAUUGCACCAGUGGUGGAUGAGUGGAAGAAGCAGACCAAGAAGAAUAUAAAGGGAUUUUACAAAAAAGCCCAGCCCCAGCUUCUGGGGCUUCGCACAAUGCUUCGUUCUGAGGCUGACGGCCUUAGAUCAAACAUUGCCCCACACGAGGAGGAAUUCAGGCAAAAGCUGAUUUAGAAGUUUGAAGAGGCAAAAGCCAAUGCUGGUCCUAAAACAGAAGAAUUUAAAGCCCAGUUAGCCCAACAUGCUGAAACCCUAAAACAGAGGCUU